Molecule: messenger RNA, 1383 nt
Organism: Didymodactylos carnosus
Lineage: Eukaryota; Metazoa; Rotifera; Eurotatoria; Philodinida; Philodinidae
Source: the annotation of a GenBank genome assembly
AUGCUCCGAAAUCCACCACAUAACUUACCCCCUGAUUUCAAUCAGAAUUUCGCCUCAUUCUCUCUGGGAGCCGGGCAAUCGAAUUAUGGACAAUUUCAAGAACAACGACCAGCCGGUACCUAUUCUACCAAUUUGAGUAUGAUGCCAUGGCAAACACCCGAAGAUUUGCAACAAACAUAUCAACAUGGCCAUCCAAUUGUUCGACAAUUUAACAAUAGUGUUAUUGACGAUUAUUACAAAAAAUUCUUGAGACCAAUUACAGACUAUGUCGCAAUACCAACAAAUGGUCAACCCACAUAUGUUUAUCAAAAUUUGACCACGAAUGGACAACUAACGAGCGUGCAGCAAACAGCAGAUCAAUCGAACGGAUAUCAAAAUCCUGUUAGUCAGCUCGUCCAAGCACAAAAACCGACGGAUUAUGUAGAGGAAAAGAAACACAAGAAAAAGCAUAAGAAAAAAUCAUCAUCCAAAUUAAAUGGAGAAUUGAAGACAGAAGAAACAAGCAACAAUACGUUGUCAAUCGCUGAUCAAAAACAAGAAACAACAGAUCAAGAUAAACAAUCUGAAACAUUAACGGUAAAGAACGCAUCAGAUACUCAUCAUACCGACCGUAGUUCGAGCAAAAAGAAAAGUAGCAGCUCAAAAUCGCAUAAAAGAUCAUCAUCCGGCCCCAUUCCGCAGCAUACAUCGUCAGCAGCGAAUCCUAUUCAGACACAACACAGCCAGCCACAGCAGGUUGAGUAUCAACAACAAGUACCACCAGCACAACAAUUUCGCUAUCAACCACCUAUUGAUCCUUUCCAAAAAAUGAGACAUAUUGUCCAACCAACAGCACCUCCGACAGUGAACUAUGGACCAAGUCAAGCCAGUUUACCAAUGAAAAACGAAAUGAAUCCUGUUGUCUAUUUUGAAAUUGAAAUUGAUGAUGAUCCACGAGGCCGUCUUGUUAUGGAACUAUUUCAACAUGCUCUACCACGUACAGCACAAAAUUUUCUAGCACUGACAACAAAUCAGCUGGGUUAUGGAUACCGUUUGUCUUAUUUUCAUCGUAUAAUACCAGGUUUUAUGGCCCAGGCGGGUGAUUUUGAACGUUCGGAUGGUACAGGUGGUUAUUCCAUAUAUGGCGAUAAAUUUGAAGACGAAGGCUUUAUGUUUCGACAUGAUCGUCCUGGUCUCUUGUCAAUGGCGAAUAGUGGUCCGCAUACGAAUGGUUCACAGUUUUUCGUUACAUUUGUCCCCUGUCCUCAUUUGGAUAAUAAACAUGUUGUGUUUGGACAAUUAAUACAAGGGUUUCAUUUGUUAAAAGAUUUGGAGAUGAGCGGUUCGGACGGCGGCGAAGUUACAAGAGAAGUGAAAAUAGCUGAUAGUGGUCGGUUGCAAUGA